AGUAUGUUUUCUGCGCCAAUAUUUCAAUUGUCCUACUAACACCGCGGGCUAGGAAAAAGAAUUUUCGGAAUCAUUAGGGAAAUUUAUACUUCUGGGGUAUUCUCUGCGUGACUUCAGCGAUCAGAGGGCGUAUAGGGCUUUUCAUCAGGGGCGUUUAGGUCAGGUACAAAAUUUCCUUAUGGUAGAAAGGGUCUCUUGACAAGGGACGGGCUCGGGCGCUAUUCCAUACCCGCAUCCAAGAACGUCACCGCGUACCAAAAUCCUCGCUCCUCAUAAUUGACCCUAUGAUGUUAUUAUUGUUAUUGAAUUGACGUUCGAGACCCUUUUACGUGCUUGCGCUGGCCCCUCAUCUACGUACCCAGUUACUAGAGCCGAGAGCUUCCUCCAGAUAUCGACGUCGAAACAUCAACACUCACUGCUCGCCAUUAUUCAUCGCAAUGCCUACAAAUCCAAUGCCGCGCUCGUUGACUUCACGAGUAUUGAGCACAAUCUCGUUGAGACCUCUCGGCAGCAAGUCGUCCAGCAAUAUGGCAUUGUCAACACACCAGAUCGAAGUAUACGAGGACUGUAUUUCCAAACUCAGAACAGAGAUCUUUAAGCUGGAGGACCAGCAAACAAAACUCCUCUCUGCAUUGAUCAUUAUCAGCAGAUGUAUCAAAUCAGAUCUGGCCCCCUCCCGCAACUACAAGCCUUUCCCAUUCGCCGACGAAGAGGACGAGAAAGAACUUCUAUGCUCAAUUGACGACCACAUCGAAUACCUUGCCGCUGAACUACAACAAAUUCAAAACCGCGUAUGGAAAACGUCUUUCCAACCAUCGAGAUCUGGGCGGCCAGGGAAAGUUCCAGAGAGCGAACGACGAAUACUACCCCCGACGAGUAUUAUCGAGGACUUCUCUAAGCCACAAUUACAAUUGGUUAUUGAUCUAGGUCAACUCAUCGUCAAGAAGGCAGAACUCAUGGUUUGGUCAGAUUUAUUGGAGGGAAACCUGGUGUUUUGGAGUAAUGUCUGGAAAGAAGUCCAAAAAGGAAGGAAGCUGAAAGACUGUCGCUGCGAUCGGUUACGACCUCCUUUCUCAGAAGGCCACAAGAUCAAGGACGACAUCCCGAUCAGCCCAAGAAGUAGUGUCCGACCGUCCCUCACCAGAUCCAACGCAGUUAGAUGUACGAAGAACGGUCGUAUUCGAAGAAAAGAAGUACCUGUUCAGGAGUUGAUUGAUCGAUUUCUGAAGAAAGUUGGUGACGGGGACGGAGAAGAGAGCAAGAGAGAUGACGAACGCCACGACUCUGCAAUUAGUAUGGACAUAGAUGGACAUAAGAGCAAUGGUCACAAUUCGGUGAAUGAUCUGGCCAUUGUUAAACAAGACUCUGGAGUUGAUGUCGGAGAGGGCGACGGAAAAGGAGAGGGCAGGCUUCGAAGAAAGAGUGCCUGAUGUGCUGUCUUGGGAUCAUUACCCAACUUUCCUCUUAUUGAGAUUGCAGGGAGGACCGACGAACAAGGGGUGGACAUGCGAUUGUAGAAUUAGGACGAAUGACUUGUUGAUAUAUUGUAUGGAGACUACGAUGAAUGAAAAUUAU
Mollisia scopiformis is the source of this 1575-nucleotide messenger RNA. RefSeq lists its product as uncharacterized. Lineage: Eukaryota; Fungi; Ascomycota; Leotiomycetes; Helotiales; Mollisiaceae. The coding region runs from base 438 to 1430 and encodes 330 amino acids. The transcript is spliced from 2 exons. The record is from RefSeq and is a predicted model, not a curated record.